UGUAAGUUUCCUUGUAUGCUAUUCUCUCCGCUCUUUUAGAUAUCCUUCUGAUCUUUGGGAGAUUGCAUUGAAUCCCUUGCCAUCUCAUGCCUUCUCACUCUCUCUUUAUAUUCAUCGGGAGAAGAAGAAGGAGGUGGAUCAGUGUUCGUCAUCUUGGCAUCUCAUGGAGGAGGAAGAGGAGAAGAGAGGAGAGAAGGAAGAAGAGAGGGGACACAGUACGCAGCAGCUGUUUCAACGGGAAGAGUCGAAGGCCGACACCGACGCGAUCGACGGGUCAUCGUCUUCGUCGCUACCGGUGCUGGAGCUCAACCUCAUCGGGUCGCUUGCCUCGGCGAACCCCGAGCCGCUGGAGGAGGAGCCGCGGGUGUUCUCAUGCAACUACUGCAGGAGGAAGUUCUACAGUUCUCAGGCGCUCGGCGGGCACCAGAACGCGCACAAGCGCGAGCGCAACCUUGCCAAGCGCGGUGGCGCAGCCGUGGCCUUCGGUGAUCAUGCCGGCGCUAGUGGAGCCGGUUACAGGUUUCCGGUAAACCUAGCAAACUUACCCCGACAAGGGUUGUUCGCCGGCAGGCCGCUCGGCGUCCAGGUGCACUCGAUGAUUCAUAAGCCGUAUACCGGAACACCAACGUCGGCGGCGGCUACCUCGUUGAUCUACUGGCGACACGCGUGGUCGCAGCCUCCGAUGGCCGAUCGUCAACCAGCCAUAGGACGGCUGCUCACGGAAGAGUUCUACGGCACAGGAAGAGCACAGGUGGCGGCCAAGUUCGAUGAGGCGGCUGCGGCAGUGGGAGGGAAGCCGCGUGUCAGUGGCGGCGGUGGUGGUGAGGAGUUGCCUAAGCUUGACUUGUCUCUAAAGCUCUAGAAUACAAGUUGACUUGGCGGCCAAGUUCUUAUGCUGUAGAGUUGUAGCUGACUUGAUUACAUAGGCUUGUAUUGGCUUGGUUCUAAUUUGGAUCUCCGAAUGUCUAAUUUAU
Messenger RNA from Musa acuminata AAA Group (dessert banana), 974 nucleotides. RefSeq names its product zinc finger protein 1-like. Lineage: Eukaryota; Viridiplantae; Streptophyta; Magnoliopsida; Zingiberales; Musaceae. The transcript has a single exon. The record is from RefSeq and is a predicted model, not a curated record. Bases 164 to 862 code for a protein of 232 amino acids. Gene Ontology annotation, biological process: negative regulation of abscisic acid-activated signaling pathway.